Molecule: messenger RNA, 1802 nt
Organism: Epinephelus moara (kelp grouper)
Lineage: Eukaryota; Metazoa; Chordata; Actinopteri; Perciformes; Serranidae
Product: receptor-type tyrosine-protein phosphatase mu-like
Exons: 15
Coding region: 134-1768 (544 amino acids)
Biological process (GO): protein dephosphorylation
Molecular function (GO): protein tyrosine phosphatase activity
Source: RefSeq, a predicted model, not a curated record
GUUUUCUCUCUGUCCAGCUGUGUCGUCUCCAUCCUCCUUCACCCUGAAGACAAACACCAUCAGCACCACCGUCCCCAACUCCUACUACCCAGAUCCCUUCGUACCGACGGCCAUUCUGGACGACAGUCACACUAUGACCAGUGAAACCAGUAGCCUGGUCCAGUCCCACUAUAAGCAGCGAGAGUCGGAGCGGGAGGCCUUACCCUAUCAGACGGGACAGCUGCACCCGGCCAUCCGAGUGGCUGACCUGCUGCAACACAUCACCCAGAUGAAAUGUGCCGAAGGUUACGGCUUCAAGGAGGAGUACGAGAGUUUCUUCGAGGGACAGUCUGCUCCGUGGGAUUCAGCCAAAAAGGACGAGAACCGCAUGAAGAAUCGCUACGGAAACAUCAUCGCCUAUGACCACUCUCGUGUGCGUCUGCAGCCUCAGGACGGAGAGAGCGGCUCUGACUACAUCAACGCCAACUAUGUCGACGGCUACCACAGACCCAAUCACUACAUCGCCACCCAAGGUCCCAUGCAGGAGACCGUCUACGAUUUCUGGAGGAUGGUUUGGCAGGAGAACACCGCCGCCAUUGUCAUGGUAACCAACCUGGUGGAGGUGGGACGGGUGAAGUGUUGUAAGUACUGGCCUGACGACACAGAGAUCUACGGCGACAUGAAGGUGACACUGAUCGAGACACAGCUGCUGUCAGAGUACGUGAUCCGGACCUUCGCUGUGGAGAAGAGGGGCGUGGCUGAGAUCAGGGAGAUCCGUCAGUUCCAUUUCACCGGCUGGCCAGAUCAUGGCGUGCCGCUUCACGCCACCGGCCUGCUGGGCUUCAUCCGCCGCGUCAAAGCCAAAACUCCGCCCACCGCCGGCCCCACCGUGGUCCACUGCAGUGCGGGGGCGGGGCGUACAGGUUGUUUCAUUGUGAUUGACAUCAUGCUGGACAUGGCAGAGAGAGAGGGCGUGGUCGACAUCUACAACUGUGUACGAGAGCUGCGAGCACGAAGGGUUAACAUGGUCCAGACUGAGGAGCAGUACGUCUUCAUCCAUGAUGCCAUCUUGGAGGCUUGUCUCUGCGGUGACACAGCGAUCCCAGCCAAUCAGCUGCGGUCGGUUUACUAUGAGAUGAACCGAUUGGAUCCUCAGACCAACUCCAGUCAGAUCAAAGAGGAGUUCAGGACUCUGAACAUGGUGACGCCCACGCUGCGGGUGGAGGACUGCAGUAUUGCUUUGUUGCCUCGAAACCACGAGAAGAACCGCUGCAUGGACGUGCUGCCCCCGGACCGCUGCCUGCCGUUUCUCAUCACCAUCGACGGGGAGAGCUCCAACUACAUCAACGCUGCACUGAUGGACAGCUACAAGCAGCCGUCUGCGUUCAUCGUUACCCAGCAUCCUUUGCCCAACACGGUAAAGGACUUCUGGCGUCUGGUCCUCGACUACCACUGUACAUCCAUCGUCAUGCUGAACGAUGUCGACCCCGCGCAGCUGUGUCCUCAGUACUGGCCGGAGAACGGCCUCCAUCGUCUCGGCUCCCUGCAGGUGGAGUUUGUCUCAGCAGACCUGGAGGAGGACGUCAUCAGCCGCAUCUUCAGGAUCUACAACACAGCCAGGCCCCAGGACGGGUACCGUAUGGUGCAGCAGUUCCAGUUCCUGGGCUGGCCAAUGUACCGGGACACGCCCGUCUCCAAGCGCUCCUUCCUCAAACUGGUUCACCAGGUGGACAAAUGGCAGGAGGAGUACGACGGAGGAGAAGGACGUACCGUCGUCCACUGCCUGUAAGAGUACUACCACACAGUACUACAUCAGCACUACA